ACAAGAAGAGAUGCCCAUAUUUUUAAGGUAAAUUUAAAAGACAGAGUACAAUAACCUAAGUAACAGUUUAGCAGUUAUGAAUAACAUUGCAGGCAGCAUAUUUUCGUUUUACCUGUAGUUGUGCUAAUGGGCAGUAAAGAAGAUAGAAAACAUKGAAUGUAGAAAGGGUCAGAAAGUAGGGUGAACUGGGGCUUUCUAUGGGCRCAGUUCAGAAAGCCAGCUUAGUCAUAGAUCAACCAGUGCAAUUUUUGUUGCAUCUUACAGGAUAUUUUUAUUGCCACUAGAUGUGUUUACUCAUCGUUAUAAUCAAGAUAAUUUGUAUGAAUAGUAUUCACUUAGCUCAUGCAGUUUAAGGUCAUUUUAUGUUGGCAGUAGGGUAAUAAAGGAAGGGUCCUAUGUGGAGACAGGAAUUUUCUGCCAUUGCAUCUGUGCUGUCAUGAUUGCCGAGGGUGUCUGCAGGAUGCUCAUUAGUUGGUGCUCCCACACUUGCUUUGAAGCUUUUUCUCAGAACUUCAGGUAAAUUGGGCUUUGGGUGAUUCUCCAAGAUGUUUGCAAAGGCAACAAAGAMUUUUGUGAGGGAAACUGACGGUGGAGGUGACUUGAUCCCUGUCUCCCACUUGAACGCCUCUGACAAGCUGCAGCUUCUGAGCUUGGUUACCAAGAGGAAGAAAUUUUGGUGCUGGCAGAAGCCCAAGUACCAUUUCUUGACGGUCACACUGAGCGAUGUGCUAACUGAGGACAAACCUAUAAAACCAGUAAUUGUAGAGUCUGACUUUGUGAAAUACGUGGGGAGAUUUGGAGAUUUUGCUCAAGGAAGUAUCGAUACUUCGUUUGGGAAGAUCAGCCUGGGAGUCGGAGGGAAGGGCUACGUGGAAAGCCAGUCUUCCUUUGGAAACCUGAGGAAGCAGGAGAUUGAUCUGCAGCAGCUUAUGAGAGACGUCAAGGGAAGAACAAUAAAUCUAAACAAUAACCUACUGCAACAAGUCAUAGAAAGAAAACACGAAGUGCUCUGCAUCUUGAGAGAAAAGAUAGUAACAACUCAGAAGUGUGUGAUAUCUGAACAUAUCCAGACAGAAGAGAGAAUCAGUGGUGUCGUGGGAUGGAGUACGAAAGUAGUAAAGGUUUCAGUGAGUGAAAAUGGAAGCGUAAUGAAGGAUUCCAGCGUGRUCCUUGAGAUUCCUCCAGGCACUGCUAUUGCCUAUGGUGUCAUUGAGUUGUACAUAAAGCAGAGUGGCCAGUUUGAAUUCUGUCUGCUGGACGAGCAGCAAGGAGGCUUUGAAAGAGAAGGUGCAGAAGGCUCCGCUUCUCCCCGUUCUGCACUGUUUGGGGAGGCUUCUCCCCUCUAUCAACCAGAUGCAGUUGAUAAUGAGACAUACUCCGGGGAGGCAAACCACAUUCCCAGUGAGGCUUCCUUAAGCGUCUUGAAACAAGAUCUGUCCCAGCUGAGCACGGAGCUCCAGCCCCUCGCGAAGCUGCCAGAAGACAAGCGAAGAGCUUUGUAUAAAACCCUGUGUGAGCUCUUGCUCCGGGAAGACAUGGUAACUGCCCUGGAAGAUGUGUUAGAUGAUAUCUGCACAGGAGACAGGCCUGAUCUGAAGGAGCUCAAACCUGCAGAGCAACAAGAGCUGGAYGACGUCUUGCAGCUCUUAGGGUGCAGGCUGCAGGAUGAGCCACCGUUGCAGAAGUACCAGCUGGAGCACGAGGGCCUCUUCUCAGCCGCUCACCUCCUCGUCAGCGCCAUCUCGGAGCUGCCCGGCUGCGGCCGCGCGCUGCUCCGUGCCUGCUGCGACCUGCAGGCCCUGCCGCCGCUGCGCCGCUUGCCUGACGUCGCUUCAGCCGACGGCAGCCUGGCCCUGAGCAGCCCGGAGGUGGCUUCCCUCACUCRCAGGGGAAGAUUUGGGGUGGUGCAAAGGCUGUUUGCCUCAUCGAACAUUAGCCUUGAAAUGACCGAGUCUUCUCUGAAAGCUGUAACUAUGAAAGAGCCUGGAUUCUUCCCACUUGUCCUUUACGUCGUGUUGUAUGGAUUUGAUGCUUUAGGGGGGGAUGUAUAGGAGCUUUGCUGAGUAUUCAGCUAUUGGCCAAGCCUGUUCUGUCUUUGGUGGCUCUGCAGCGUAGCACUGGUGAAUGUGAUGUAUGUGAUGCAUGUCUCUAGCUUUAGACACACUCAGCCGAGUGCUCUUGGUGGCCCAUCCGGGUGGGAUGGAGGUCAGCAUGGACCUGGUGAGCCUGACAGGGAGGACUCGGCCCUGCUGUCAGAAGGGGUGUGAGGCCAUGUCAGCAGUGGAGAAUACAUCAAGAAGUAACAAGGGAAUAAAAGAGAAAAGACCAGAAAGGGAACAUAACCGUGCUGAUAGGCGUUGUAUCUGCCGGGCAGCAGCAGCCGGACCGCCUGCAGCGACGGGCACGGGGAAGCGUGCACGGCACAAACGGCUCUGUGUGGAAGGGCAGCGGGCUCGGCGCGCCGCUCCCUGCGAGCGCGUGCGCGAAACAGCCCCCUUAGGGGAGGGGAACGGAGGCUGCGCAGAGCUGCCCCGUUAGCUUUGCCCUUUUGAGURCACAUUGCCUUUAUGGAGAUGAACCCUACACUGCAGAAAUCCAAAGUUCUCUUUCAAAAACUAGAACCACCUUGGGGAUUAUACCUUUGCACAACAUUUCUUGGUUUUCUAAUAACUUUCGCACAGCAAGUUUCAGCUUUUUAAAUUGCGUUUUGAACUUCCCCUUUGAGAUGUGAUGAUUCUUUUUGGUGUGUGCAUAUGAAAUGUCCCUGUUGCACUCCACAAAAGCAAUCAUUUUACCUGCAUGACACUUUCGGUGCAGCUGUUCUGCUUGUCUGUGACUAAUGGCAGAGUGCUAGGCAAGCACUUUGUGCUUUAAACUAUGUCCUUUUUUUUUUUUUUAAUCAUAUUUUUUCUGUGAUCAUGUGAAAUGGGAAGGAAAUGCAGUAAAUAAGAGCAUGGGAAGAUGCUGUCCCGGGUAAGUAGAAUACCAGGGCUCUCAGGCAGGACGGUGAGGUGGUUGGGAGGGCAACCCCUGUGGGGAGGGGGGUCAGUGAGCCCUGCAGCCUGUGUAGGAAUCCUGCGGGAAUGCUGGGUUUGGGUUUCUGCUCCAUUGUCCCCUGGUCUUGAGCAGGUUCCUUAAGAAGCCUUAAAAACCCGUGUCCUGGAGGCCUUCCCUGCCAGAGGGGCCGUUGCAGAACAAAAGCACGAGGUGUUUCUUC
This is a messenger RNA of Nothoprocta perdicaria, 3217 nucleotides long. It is a transcript of the gene GSDME, whose product is annotated as gasdermin E. The record is from RefSeq and is a predicted model, not a curated record. The transcript is spliced from 10 exons. Gene Ontology annotation, biological process: programmed cell death. NCBI's taxonomy places the organism in Eukaryota, Metazoa, Chordata, Aves, Tinamiformes, Tinamidae. Gene Ontology annotation, cellular component: cytoplasm. Bases 546 to 2051 code for a protein of 501 amino acids.